This is a messenger RNA of Phytophthora nicotianae INRA-310, 1599 nucleotides long. RefSeq lists its product as hypothetical. The transcript has a single exon. Gene Ontology annotation, molecular function: hydrolase activity, hydrolyzing O-glycosyl compounds. Lineage: Eukaryota; Oomycota; Peronosporomycetes; Peronosporales; Peronosporaceae. The record is from RefSeq and is a predicted model, not a curated record. Gene Ontology annotation, biological process: carbohydrate metabolic process. Bases 119 to 1513 code for a protein of 464 amino acids.
GGUGUUGCGAUACCACGAUCGUUGGUAAGCAGCACUUGCCCCCUAGCCUUCAUUGCCACCACGCUCACUUUUCAAUUUGCCAACUCCCGUUCAAUCCAAAGUCUCAAGGAACCCAGUGAUGAAGUUCUCGACUCCCGCCCUCACGCUCAUGGCCGCAGCUUUGGCGCUAGCAUCGUCCCUGGUUCCUGCUCAACAGGCUGGAACGAGCACCAAGGAAGUGCACCCUCCUUUGACGUCCCAGCAAUGCUCCAAGUCGGACGGCUGCGUGACCGAGUCCACGUCGAUCGUGCUGGAUGCCAACUGGCGCUGGCUACACCAAGUCGGCGACUACAAGAACUGCUACUCCGGCAAUCAGUGGGACGCCACGUUGUGCUCGACACCUGAAGCUUGUGCCAAGAACUGCGCUCUCGAAGGUGCCGACUACCAAGGCACGUACGGUAUCACCACGUCCGCCGACGAGCUGCAACUCAAGCUGGUGACGCAGACCCCGUACGGCGCAAACGUUGGCUCUCGCGUCUAUCUCCUCGAUACUGCGGGCUCCGAGUACAAGCAGUUCAAGCUGCUGAACCAAGAAUUUACUCUCGACGUGGACGUCUCCAAGCUCCCUUGUGGACUCAACGGUGCGCUCUACUUCGUGCAGAUGGACGCCGAUGGAGGCAGCGGACGCUUCCCGACCAACAAGGCUGGAGCAAGCUACGGUACGGGCUACUGCGAUGCCCAGUGCCCGCACGAUAUCAAGUUCAUCAAUGGCGAGGCCAACACGUUGGAAUGGGGUGCCACGAGCCAGAACUCCGGUGGUGGCAAGUACGGUGCCUGUUGUGCGGAGCUGGAUAUCUGGGAGGCCAACAGCAUGAGCAACGCCUUCACUUCGCACCCGUGCACUUCGGAGGGGCAGACGCGCUGCUCGAGUCCGGAGGAGUGUGGCAGUGGUGAUGGCAACCGCUACAAGGGCGUGUGUGACAAGGACGGCUGCGAUUUCAACCCGUUCCGCAUGGGCAACGAGACCUUCUACGGUCCUGGCUCGCAGUUCACCAUUGACACCACUCGCAAGUUCACGAUCGUCACGCAGUUUAUCACUAGUGACAACACUGCCACCGGUGACCUCGUGGAGAUCCGACGCUUGUUCAAACAGGAUGACCGUGUUGUGUCGAUGCCCAACAGCGCGUGGCCUGGCUUGAGUGACGUCAACUCCAUCACCGACUCCAUGUGCCAGGCGUCCAAGAAGCUCUUCGGUGACCGGGACGACCACGCCGCGAAGGGUGGACUUGUGCGCAUGGGCAAGCAAAUGGCGAACGGUAUGACGCUGGCCAUGAGUCUGUGGUCGGAUCACGCUGCUUACUGCCUCUGGCUCGACAGCAGCUACCCCGCUGACGCUGAUUCCUCCAAGCCUGGAGUGAUGCGCGGCUCGUGCCCGACGUCGGGCGGUCGACCUGCGGAAGUGGAGGCGCAGCAUCCGGAUGCCACCGUCAAGUUCAUGAACAUCCGCGUGGGUGACAUCGGAUCGACGUACUAAGGAGCAUCCUACAAAGAUCUAGUUGGAUUGAAGAGCUACUUGCUCGGAACUAGAGAUAUGAAUGCACGUAGCCUUUAAGUUGCCGU